Messenger RNA from Parus major (Great Tit), 3336 nucleotides. It is a transcript of the gene SHH, whose product is annotated as sonic hedgehog signaling molecule. Gene Ontology annotation, molecular function: patched binding; calcium ion binding. Bases 1972 to 3237 code for a protein of 421 amino acids. Lineage: Eukaryota; Metazoa; Chordata; Aves; Passeriformes; Paridae. The transcript is spliced from 3 exons. The record is from RefSeq and is a predicted model, not a curated record. Gene Ontology annotation, biological process: cell fate specification; cell-cell signaling; protein autoprocessing.
AAAUCAAUGACUCGCUGAAACUCCACAAAGAAACAUAAAUAGCAGAAGAAAAGCAUAGGCUAAAAAAAGAUGAAAGAGCACCAGUUAGAGUCGGCAUGAGACCACUUCGGACCACUUCUUUCGGCUCUUUUCUAAAGUUUACCUGUAGAGACCGCUUGGUCCCUUGAAAAGUCCGUGCUGACCUGCUUGUUGCAGUUUAUGGAUAGACAACUUUUUUACCACUUAAAAACUGGUUUUAAAAUUAAUUUUCAAGGUUUAAGUUGAUUACUACUCAGCUCAAUGUCACAGACCAGAAAACUCCCAUACAGUUGUUCACCCCAAAGAGCUCUUUUUUUUUCUUUUUUUCUUUUUUCUUUUUCUCUUUUCUUUUUCUUUUUUCUUUUUCCCACAACUUAAAUAAAGUUCAUUUUUCGAAUGUGUUUUGUUUUUCUGAGAAAGUAGACUUUAAAUUACCUCAGCACACCAUCCUGGAAUUUUUAAGAACUCCUGAAAAACUCCUGAAAGUUUCUAGAUCCUAGGACAAAUUGUAUUUUCUUAGGAGCAAAAGCAAAUGAGCACUUUGCAGGCAAAGAAGUGUUUGUUCAUAUGGGACUCUGCUGUUCUGUCUAACCUGCUCUAUCAGCCUCAUCUCUGCAAUUUUGCUCGUCUCUCAACACCUUUGUCUGAUUAGUAGCUUUUGGAGAUUGGGAUAAAGACAUCACUUGCCACGCUGCAUGAGAUAACAAUUAAUUUAACAUUAAACUUAUCCCCUUUCCAUUCACUUUGCUUGGAUCGAUCUCUGUUAAUUGUGUUUGCGGAUGCUUUCAACACUAUGCUUUUCUUAAAAACUUAAUGACACCCCACAAGGAGGUGUAAGAAUCUGAAACGCUCCUCUCCGACUUUGACCAAAGAAACAAAGAAUAUAUCCCCAGCGUGCUCAGGAGACCAUCUAUUUUUAAUCAGUUGACUAUUCAUGCACUUCCGAAGAUACAACGUUAUUUUAAACUGGGUGAUAGUCCUGAUUUUAUUUUAAAAAAAAAAAAGUGCCACAUUGCAGUUGUGUGAUACACAAGUCAGACACAGUAACUUCAUUUAACUGCCGCUUCGCAUCAGACCUGUUUCUGCUAUUAAAGUGGUCAUUUAUCAGCUAAAAGGCGAGUGUGUUUAAAAAUGUAUGUCUUUGGGAGGGAGAGCAAUCUCCCUUUUCAGGGGCAAGAAACCUGUUACAAAGCCAUUUAGGUGGGUGCGCUGUGAAAUGGCAUUAUUCCCCCCCCCCCCCGGGGCGUUAGUAUUACCUAAGUAUGUUCCCAUUUGCACGGCUCCCCGAUAAUUCGGCAUUUUAUUUAACCACACUGCCCUUAGAAACUUGACUUGCACUGAAGCAGCCUGCUAAUCUUAAUUUUUUUCCCCUCUUUCAGAAAGGCAUCUGUUCCUCUUGCUGACAAAUGUACCAUUCUGCCAAGAAAGUUUUGGGGAGAAAAAAAAAUAAGAAGAAGAAAAAAAAAAAAAAAGAAAGAAAAAAGAAAAAAAAGAAAGAAAAAAAAAAAGCGUGUAAUUGAUGUUAUCCCAAGAAAGCGCGAUCUCCACCCCUCUCGGCUCUAAGCCCUUCAGGUAAAAGGAAAAAAAAAUCUUUCAAGAAUUUGUUGCCUUUUUGAGGGUUAAAACAUCAGAAGACAAGCUUGUCUCGCCUUGGCCAAUCAGCUCUCGGCCCUGGCAGCUAUAAUAUAGAACUAAAGGCAGACUCCUCUCACAAGCGUCUUGCUUUGCUACCAUUAAAAUCAGACCCUUUUUUUGUCUCUCGAUUGCUGUCUCCCGACCAAACUCCGAUGUGUUCCGUUAUCAGCGACCUAAAGCCUGCCAUUCCAGCACCUGUCUUGCUAGGGAUCGGUGGAUAGUAUACGAUUCAGAAAGCAGACAAGGACAUAGGAGGAGAGAGAGCUCUAGAGAGACAGCCAGGGAUAGGCACAGAGAGCUUUGAAGUAAUUGGAUUCAAUGGACGAAAUGCUGCUGUUGACAAGAAUUCUCUUGGUGGGCUUCAUCUGCGCUCUUUUAGUCUCCUCUGGGCUGACUUGUGGACCAGGCAGGGGCAUUGGAAAAAGGAGACACCCCAAAAAGCUGACCCCUUUAGCCUAUAAGCAGUUUAUUCCCAAUGUGGCAGAGAAGACCCUAGGGGCCAGUGGAAGAUAUGAAGGGAAGAUCACAAGAAACUCCGAGAGAUUUAAAGAACUAACCCCAAAUUACAACCCUGACAUUAUUUUUAAGGAUGAAGAGAACACGGGAGCUGACAGACUGAUGACUCAGCGCUGCAAGGACAAGCUGAACGCUCUGGCGAUCUCGGUGAUGAACCAGUGGCCCGGGGUAAAGCUACGGGUAACCGAGGGCUGGGACGAGGACGGCCACCACUCCGAGGAGUCCCUGCACUACGAGGGCCGCGCCGUGGACAUCACCACCUCGGACCGGGACCGCAGCAAGUACGGCAUGCUGGCCCGCCUGGCCGUCGAGGCUGGCUUCGACUGGGUCUACUACGAGUCCAAGGCGCACAUCCACUGCUCCGUCAAAGCAGAAAACUCGGUGGCGGCCAAAUCCGGGGGUUGCUUCCCUGGCUCGGCCACGGUGCACCUGGAGAAAGGCGGGACGAAGCUGGUGAAGGACCUGAGGCCUGGAGACAGGGUGCUGGUGGCGGACACGGAAGGCCGUCUGCUCUACAGCGACUUCCUCACCUUCCUCGACCGCGAGGACGGCUCUCACAAGAUCUUCUACGUCAUUGAGACUCGGCAGCCCCGGGCCCGGCUGCUGCUCACGGCCGCCCACCUCCUGUUCGUGGCCCCCCAGCAGAACCAGUCCGAGGCGGGGGCCGCCGGCAGCCGGGCGCUGUUCGCCAGCCGCGUGCGGCCGGGCCAGCGGGUCUUCGUGCUGGGCGAGGGCGGGAGGCAGCUGCUGCCGGCAGCCGUGCACCGCGUGUCGCUGAGGGAGGAGGCGUCGGGGGCCUACGCCCCUCUCACGGCCCAGGGCACCAUCCUCAUCGACCGCGUGCUGGCCUCGUGCUACGCCGUCAUCGAGGAGCACAGCUGGGCACACUGGGCCUUCGCUCCCUUCCGCCUGCUCCAGGGCCUGCUGGCCGCCCUCUGCCCUCUCCCGAUGGGAGACCCCACGGCCCCCGGCAUCCACUGGUACUCUCGGCUCCUCUACCGCAUCGGCAGCUGGGUGCUGGAUAGUGACUCUCUGCACCCGCUGGGCAUGAUGGUGUCAUCCAGCUGAGGGACCCCGCGCCACGCCGGCCGCCCGCCAGGCUCCGACGAGAGACAGAGACACUGAGGGACAGAGAGAGAGAGAGAGAAAAAGAGAGAGAGAGAGAGA